CUGCAGCUCAUCCGGGCGACGCCACGCAGAGAAACGGUCGCGGUUCGUUCGUCCACCUCCGCCAUAGCGGUGUAUACUUCGUCCCGCUCGCUCCCGUGACGCGACGCUUACCGACGCACGGCGUCGUUCCCCGUAGAUGCGCGAUCGGGUAAACUAACGCGAGCCGAAGUGUUCCGUCGUCUCGAACCGCGAGCUACGGGCCGAGAGACAAAAUGGAGAAUAGGCCGGCGCCGCUCCGCUCCAGGCGGGUAUGUCGGUUCUGCCUAACCGAGUCCGAGCCACUCAGCUUCAUCUACGAGAGGGACCACAGCAAGCCUUUCCAGGUGCCGCUUACCCUGCAGAUUAUGUCGUGCGUCGCCAUCGAGGUUUAUGCAGCAGAUGGGAUGCCGCAGAUGAUUUGUUCAACUUGCCGUUGGAAUUUGGAUCGAUCUUACAAGUUCAAGCUUCAAUGUAAGAAAGCAGAUGAAGCACUGAGAGCAUAUCCAUUAUCUGGAGUAUUACCAAGACCGUUCCCUCCAAUUCCCAACGAUCCACCUGAGACCGGCACCAAGAGAUCCUCCGAGCAGAGAAUUCAAAAUGAUCAGUUGAAGAAGGCACGGGUGGACAGUGGGGAGAGAAGAGAAAACAGGGAGCGGACAAUAGAGAAACGGGAAAAGGGAGAAUGCCACGAUUUAUACGAGGAGGAACAAGAUGGUGGUAGCGAUGGAGAGAACGAAGCAAACAAUGAUAAGGAAGAUCGCAAGCUGGAACCGGGUGAAAUCAGGGUUCACGCCUGCGACCAGUGUGAGCGUACCUUCCCUUUAAGACAAGCACUACAAUUGCAUGUACAGCGAGCCCACCGAGAUCGAGAUUACAAGUGCACGGAGUGCGAUAGAAUGUUCUUCACAAAGUAUGAUCUGGCCAAACAUGUAACCACACACACCGAAGAGAAGCCAUUUUCCUGUGCGAUUUGUCACAAGAAGUUCUCUCGAUCCAGCAUGCUACAGCGCCAUGAGAAGUUACACCGGGAUGAAUUAAGGUAUGCUUGUCAACAUUGCGAUAGAGAAUUCUUCACUACGGAGGAACUAGAAAAACAUGAGGAGACGGUACAUAAACCGAAGCCUCAUCAGUGCAACAUCUGCAACAAGAGAUUCUCCUAUAAGCAAGGCUUGGAACGUCACGAAGUGUUGCACAAUGAAGAUAAAUCAUUUGUCUGCGAGUAUUGUAAAGAAGCCUUCCGCACUAGCACAAAACUUGCUCGACACUUAACAAGCCAUGCAGGCCAUCGUCCAUAUUUGUGUAAGCUUUGCCCUCGCACUUUCUUAUUGUCUCAUCAUUUAACCAGGCACAUGCGUUCCCAUUCCGUGGAGAAGAGGCACAUCUGCGAGGACUGCGGUAAGGCUUUCAAGCGAAAAGAAAGUUUGGAAGUCCAUCAGCUGACGCAUACAAAACGCACCGGAAUGGGUCUGAACUGUGACGUUUGUCAAGAGUCAUGCCGGAACAGAGCAGACUACGUAACUCACAUAAAGCAGCACAUUGAAGCGGGAGAAAAGAUGGGACCGGAUGGCUUGCCACCAGAUGCAGGAAAGGAUAAAAUAGAUUCGGAUUCUGAAGAGGAAGAAGAAGAGGAGCAAUAUUCCGAUGGGGACGACGACUAUGAGCCACCUUCGUACGUUGCCAAGAAAUAUCCCAAGAGCAAGCAUUCGGAGAGUGACGACGAUGUGGACAGAAGCGAAAAGGAAGACCGCAAGGAGCAGAUAGUCUUUGUGCGGAACAAAGACGGCAACGUAGUAAAGAAAACGAUCAAGACCCUAAUGCCCAUCCAGCGCAGAGAUAUGCAAGAGAAUAAAGCAAAGUCAGGCCCGAGCAACCAAUCGAAUUCCAAGGUCAGUCAAUCAAAGCCAUCCGAAGCUUCACCCAAAGGUCGCAUAGAUGAAACCGAGGCAGAGGUGCAGAAAAUUGUGGCUUCUGUCUUUGAAAAACACAAAAUUCCUCUUAAACAUCAGAACAUUCCACAGGAUCAGGGUAAAGAGGCUGCGAACCCUCCGAGUCAGGGUCACUCGAGGUCCCAAACCUUGCAGAGCGGUCACUCCGCAAACAUACUGCCCAAGGAAGAGAAGCCGGAGAUAUCUGGGCAGAACACUCCAAAGGCUGUCAAUACGGUGAAGGUAAUAAAGCGAUUCGUCGUUAGGAAACCAGGUGGGACGGAGACCCCUACGAGUACACCGAACGCCAAGGAGAGCGAAACCACACCGUCGGGGACGAGUCAAAAUUUCUCAGGUUCUGGGCCCAAGGUAACUAAAAGAGUAAUCGUUCGCAGAAUUAUUAGACAGGGCGACACAACGAGAGAGGUCAUCAUGAAUCCGGAUGGGACCAUAAUCGAUCCUGCGGAGCUGGCCAAGCUGCCAACCGGCAAUGUUGUUAAAAGAGUGGUCGUGAAGAAACCGAUAGAUAAAACCCAAGCUUUGGUGCAAACUAUGCUACAAUCUCCGGUAGACCAGAGACAGACCACCACUUUGAAAACGACGGACCCUCUGUUAGGUGAGUCUCCUAAAUUUGAAUUGAAAACGUCACAGUCAUCGACGACUCCAGGUACCAUGAAAAUGGCACCUACAACGAGUGGACAGAAACCGGAACAGAAGCAAGGGACCUCUGCGAAUUUGACGAAGGGUGAUCAGGAGACGAAGGAGAAACUGGAACAGCUGGAAAAGAGAGUGGAGCAGCAGCGACUGAAGAUAGAAGAAUUGCAGGCCAGGAAACAACAGGAAUAUGAACCCGUAGACGAGAUGCUUCCAGAGAGACACGACGAAUCCGAAGACGAGCAACAGUUGCCUUUGAAGAGGGUUUUCGUGAAGAGAAAACAAAGUAUCUAUGACGAGGAACAGGAAUAUAACGACUCCUCCGAUAAGGUGAGUGAGAAGGAGAAAGAAAUGCCGGGGGAGAAAGAAAUUGUCGUGAAAGCACUGAAGGAGUCGACGGACAGCGGAGAGAUCCCAACACCCAAGAAGGACUACAAACCACCCCAGGUAACGAGUUCCAAAGUAUACGGUAAUAAAAAGAUCAUUGUCGUCAAGACCGAGGAGGCUUCGGAGGUAGACGAGAUGAGUCGUGAGCUGAGCAGCAUUCUGGAUUCCACGGAAAACGUGGUCAAGAUGCAAGAUAACGUUCUCAGCAAUCUGUGCGAGAUAUCUGGCAUCGGUCAGGCGGAACCGAAGACUUUGGGGGAGCCUGAGAAAGAAGAAACUCUUACUCCCAUGGAAGCCAUGAAACACGAUGCCAAUGAGAACGACGCCGAAAAUCAGGACGCCAAUGACUUUUUAAAGACUGACGAAAUGGAUAUACAACAGUGUGAAGAGGCUCAGGAGCACUCCGAGGAAGAUCAGACGCAGAUAGUCGUUGAAGAGAACGCGGUGUCUCACGACAGCCAGGAUGACAGUGCCCUCUCCUUGGGAGGGCAAGACCUUACGGAGGCUGCGGACAUUUUUGAACCAUCGGACACUGCGCUAGACGAUCAGAAACAGGAAGUUAACUUGGAAGAUUCCGUUAUAGAGCUCUCCGAAGGGAACGACACGAUCAAUUUGAAUGACACCAAUGACAGCCACGAUAGCUUGGAAGAUAAGCUUUCGAGAAUGGAGGGUUAGAUGUUACAUAUUGGAACUUGAGAAUUGUAUAUUCACGAAUGUUAGGCUGGUGUCAAUGAAUUAUCAUUUGAGGCCAAGUAUUGUUAUCCUUGGUGGCAGAACAGGGUUCUUCUACGCGUUCUUCUCAGGACUGUGGCGGAGUUUACUCGAGCUUCUGCAACGAAACCUUUUUUUACUAUAUUAUCAUAGUCGCGAAUAACCAUAGCAAGACAGGAUCUUCGAUCGUGUCAAUGGUAGCUCAUAGAGCCGAAUUAAGAAUAGCUCGUAUAUAUAUUGCAUACCACUAUUACAUUUAAUUAUGUAAUCUCAUUUCCUUUCGCAAGUUCCAGAAUUUUAUGCUUGUCAAGGCUUCCUACAAACGAAAAAUGCACCUCACUUACUUUUUACUAUACACGUGUAAAAUAUCAAUGCAACAUUAUACUUACUUUAGGAGAGACUAAUGAACUCGAUGGUGGGUGUCGAUUAUCCCUCCCAAAGCAUGACUUCUUCGGAUAAUCCAUGUUCACGAUGGAACCUUGGGUUUUAUAUGUUAAGAAACUAGUUAUGCAAAAUGCAUUAACAAUGACGUUAUUACUCAUCGGCGAUUAUUUACUAAGAAAAGGAAAAAAGAAAAAAGAAACACUUGACAUCGACAUUGAAUUUACACCGGGAAAUGGAUAACUUCUUUGGGGUUUACUUUGACAUAUCCCAUUAUGAAUUUUUCUAUUUGCUGAAUUGGCUAGACUAACAUGCAUCUUCGAGUGCUAAAUAUUUUUUUUGUUGGCGCUCUCCUGACCUUUUUUUUUUUAAAUAUGUAUGUAUGUGCAUCUAUAUACUGACGACACGAUUAUAUUUCGAUUUAUGACUCUUCCACAUUAUUUCCACACGUUGACUAUUCGUGUAAGGUUCAUUACUGUCGCUGGAUUUCAGUGUUAUGAAAUCUACUGUAAAGUGUGAAAAAGAUAUGAUAGGAACGCAAGUGACAGCGUACAAUUCCUUUUAAGAACUCUAACUUUAGAAGGAUCAUCGGUGCCGUAAAGAUCUUCAAUUGACUUAUGCAGAAUUAUGUUAUAAUAGAGAAUAAAGGUUCGUAGGAUACAAUGGAUAAGCAGUAAAUAUUUGCAACUCUGUAACGAAUAAAGUGUGGUGUGAAUGUACUAGAAAA
Molecule: messenger RNA, 4764 nt
Organism: Orussus abietinus
Lineage: Eukaryota; Metazoa; Arthropoda; Insecta; Hymenoptera; Orussidae
Product: RE1-silencing transcription factor
Exons: 2
Coding region: 213-3620 (1135 amino acids)
Biological process (GO): regulation of transcription by RNA polymerase II
Cellular component (GO): nucleus
Molecular function (GO): zinc ion binding; DNA-binding transcription activator activity, RNA polymerase II-specific; RNA polymerase II cis-regulatory region sequence-specific DNA binding
Source: RefSeq, a predicted model, not a curated record